UUUCAGAGGCGCCUCUCUCUCUCUCUCUCUCUCUCUCUCUCUCUCUCACUUCAAUGGCGGCUUCAUUCAGAUGGAUUCUUCAACUUCACAAAGACGUGCCCAGAGCGGCUCGGUUCUACUCAGAAGGCCUGGACUUCACCAUCAACGUCUGCACUCUUCGUUGGGCCGAGCUCCAAUCUGGCCCUCUCAAACUCGCUCUCAUGCAAAACCAGAGUGACCAUGACAUGCAGAAGGGAUACUCGUCACUCCUAUCAUUCACAGUGACUGACAUUAACAGUACAGUUACAAAAUUAAUGGCAUUAGGAGCUGAACUGGAUGGUCCCAUCAAAUAUGAGAUCCAUGGAAAGGUUGCAGCCAUGCGAUGUAUUGAUGGUCACAUGUUAGGCCUCUAUGAAGCUGCAUAAGAGCUUUAAAAAAUGAGUCCCUUCUAUAUGCACAACUGAAGUAGGCGGCCACGGGCUUUCACUGCAACAUCUUGGACUCUUUUAUAGAUAUGGAGAAUACAUGAGAAAUUUCUCCUUUCUUCAGAUUCCCUUCAAUAACUGACAGUGCUUGUUUGUCCAGAGCAAGUACUUCUGUACAUAGAGUGUAUAGUGUUGAACCUGAAAAAUAAGGCAAAAUGGUAAAGAAGAGUGAUGACAAAGAGGAAGUAUUCGUAUUGUCCUCCAAAGUACCGGUUGCAUCUUCACUAUCUCCAAGAAGCAAGAGGAAAUCAUCUUUUGAUUGUUUUGGUAGCUGAGCUGCUCUUUUUUGCCUGCUUAUUGAGUUCUCAUCUUGUACCUUCAUUGCAACAAACCCAUGAUUAUUAUUAUUAUUAUUUUUUAAAUGAAAUCGACUUGUUAACUCCA
Messenger RNA from Vitis riparia (riverbank grape), 848 nucleotides. RefSeq lists its product as uncharacterized. The record is from RefSeq and is a predicted model, not a curated record. The transcript is spliced from 3 exons. Lineage: Eukaryota; Viridiplantae; Streptophyta; Magnoliopsida; Vitales; Vitaceae. Bases 54 to 404 code for a protein of 116 amino acids.